Messenger RNA from Medioppia subpectinata, 456 nucleotides. The record is from the annotation of a GenBank genome assembly. NCBI's taxonomy places the organism in Eukaryota, Metazoa, Arthropoda, Arachnida, Sarcoptiformes, Oppiidae.
AUGAAGGCGGCUAAAUGUGGUAACGCCGCCCGGCCCGGUCUACGUAAAUGUUAUAAUAAAUUUAUCGAGCGCGAAUUGUCCAUUGCUAAUGUUACUAAUACCAGACGUAUGAUACCGAUGCUUUGUUGCGAGUUCAAUAAACUACGCGAAUGCUUUAAGGCCGAGGCCGAGGAGGUGAAAAUAUGCACCCGUCGUACCAUUGACUUUGUCGAGCGAUACGCCCUCGAGAUGUUUGGCGAGAUAUUAAACAUCAUGUGCUACGAGUACCAAGAUUCCAGCGAUCGUUGUGACAAGGUAACACGCGAGAUACCGCAGCUCGAUUUUGACGGGGUGAAAAAACCGCGAUCAUUCAUACCGCCCAUGCUUGACAUAUUGAAAUUGAUCGGGGAUGAUUUUUGAUAUGGUUAUUUAAAUUUCAGCGCUCCUCAACCAGUUUUUAAUGUGAUUGGGGUAAUU